Molecule: messenger RNA, 1302 nt
Organism: Drepanopeziza brunnea f. sp. 'multigermtubi' MB_m1
Lineage: Eukaryota; Fungi; Ascomycota; Leotiomycetes; Helotiales; Drepanopezizaceae
Biological process (GO): poly(A)+ mRNA export from nucleus
Cellular component (GO): nucleus
Source: RefSeq, a predicted model, not a curated record
AUGUCUGACGACGAGCGAGACUCGCCGACUGCGCCUGCAGCAAACCCAGAUCUCGACAUGGACAAUGAAGAGAACGAGGUCCCUGACAUCUCCGACAACGAAUCUGAGCUCUCAGAAGUCGAUGAGGCAGAGUUCGCCGAAUUCGAUCCAGCAACCGUUGCCCUUGAGGAUAGACCCCUGGUUGGUAUCGAUGAAGAUGCUGCGCGAACCCUGAAGGCUGGAAAGCGCAAGCGGGCAGAUAAGGAGGGCGAGGGCAAGAAGCCAAAGGAAGCAAAGCGCGAUAAGAAGAAGCGUGCUCGUCGUGAUGAUGAUGAGGAUCCAGAUGGACAGGUGAUCGAUGGAAAGAGAAACAAGAAGCCAAAGGGUGUUAGGUCGGACAGAGAGAAGGCUGACAAGCCGAGAGAGAGACGACCAGCUACGCCAGAGGAUGAGACAAAUUUGACACCGGAGGAAAGACGACGAAGAGCGCUGGAUAAGGCGAUGGAUGCUGCGUUAAAGAAUCCCAACAAGAGAAGACGCAAGAAGGAUGAAGUGGAUCUUGAGGAGGCUUUCGAUGACGAAAUUGCGGCUCUGAAGAUUCGAAUGGAGCAGGCUUGUGAAGCAGACAACACAGCUCGUGAGAAGGGGCAACCUGCUCUGAACAAGCUCAAGAUGCUUCCUGAGGUUGUGGCUCUACUUAACCGAAAUACCGUCCAGCAUUCGAUCGUUGACCCUGAUACGAAUUUCCUCCAAUCCGUCAAAUUCUUUCUCGAACCUUUAAAUGAUGGCAGUCUUCCCGCAUACAACAUCCAGAGAGACCUGUUCGCAGCUCUCACUAAGCUACCAAUCGAGAAGGAGGCCCUGCUUAGUAGCGGGAUUGGUAAGGUCGUUCUGUACUACACUAAGAGCAAGAAGCCACAGAUCGGAAUCAAGCGAACGGCUGAGAGAUUGUUGGGAGACUGGUCUAGACCGAUCCUCAAGCGCAGUGACGACUAUAAGAAGCGCAAGGUUGCUACUAGGGAGUUUGAUCACCAAGCUGCUGCCCUCGCGCAUCGCCCAGGUGGUACACAAUCUUCCCAAUUGCCAGCAUCGCAGCGUAUCAUGAUGUCGCAGAAAGAGCUCGACCGCGCGCGUGUUCUGGCUCAACCUGGCGUGCAGAGUACCAGAGCUCGGGUCGAGAGCGGUAACACCAGUUACACUAUUGCUCCCAAGAGUACUUUCGAUGCCAGCAAGGGUCUGGAUCCUUCUUCUAGGCCUAUUGGUGCUGGUGGUAUGGAAGCCUUCAGAAAGAUGACCGCAAAACAGGGCAAGAAGCGGUCUUGA